This is a messenger RNA of Colletotrichum paranaense, 2247 nucleotides long. RefSeq lists its product as uncharacterized. The transcript is spliced from 2 exons. Lineage: Eukaryota; Fungi; Ascomycota; Sordariomycetes; Glomerellales; Glomerellaceae. The coding region runs from base 1 to 2247 and encodes 748 amino acids. The record is from RefSeq and is a predicted model, not a curated record.
AUGUCAUCAGCUCAGAUUCCAUCUCGAGAUGGUCCGGCGGAAGAUCUUUCGGUACCACAGACACAGUCCGUCGAUGUUUCACUCAACUCUUCCUGUCAAGCUUCUUCCCCGUCACAAGAUACAAGCCGAGCUCCCAGCCGCGGGCAAUCUCCCGAGCCCGGACAGGAGCCGAGAGAAGCGGCUCCCCUAUACAGUCUGGUAGCCAACUCGGAGUCAAGGUCAACUCAAGACACUACGCCAGCCUCGAAGGACACAUGCGCCAAGCCGAAACCCAUCGAUGAAUGGACUACCCGGCUCUUCCCAGCUGGCGAAUAUCACUGGACACUAGAACUGUGGGCAAUCGCUCUCAGUAUCGUAUCAUUUGCCGCAAUCCUUAUCCUUCUUCCCCUCUACGAAGACAAGCCUUUGUCAUCCUGGACCUUUUCAAUAUCGCUCAAUACUGUCAUAUCCACUCUCGGAGCAACGUCCCGAGCUUCAUUAGGCUUCGCUAUUAGUGCUUGUAUCAGCCAGGGAAAGUGGAACUGGUACCGAAAAAGGGAUGACCAUGUGAUGGUCUUUGACCGGUUCGAAGAAGCCAGCCGCGGGCCCUGGGGAAGUGUUCGCUUGUUGUGGUGGACCAGACUCAGACAUUGGAUCGCUAUUGGAGCCCUCUCGGCAGUCAUAUUAGUAGGUUACGAGCCAUUCCUGCAAGCUGUCAUCAGCUUCUCGGGAGAAGAAAUCAGCUAUGCAACUCCAUCAGUGACAAGCGCGAUCGGAAAAGCUGAAAGGCUGGACGCAGGUGUCUUUGCGGCAUUUGACCGAUGGACUCCGAAAGACUAUAAAAUGCCAGAGCCUUGGGGUAACUUCAGUAUGACUUCUAUGAGAUCUGAGAACGACUUUGGUGCAAUGGCAGCGGUACUGGGAGGCUUCUCUGAACUCAGCUCAACCGAGAGUACAAAACCCGACUUCGAGUGUUCAACUGGCAAUUGUACCUGGGACCCCUUCGCAUCGCUCGCGGUGUGUAGUACUUGCAAAGACAUCUCAUCUGCGAUGGAGAAGUCCAACGGACGAGCAACGAUAAACGACGAACUUAUCACCCUGCCAGACCGCCUGGAAUUCCCCGACAAGAAACUCCGCACAUACACCAGGCUCGAGAUUCCAACCUUGGAUCUGAGUAUAUCAAAUUUCAAUGGGAUCAAAGCCGAUGGGAAUGAAAUUGACAUUGGAUUCGGAAACGCCGAAGUUACUGCGCGGUCGAAUUACAACCCUGGGCGGACAUUGUCGUUUGGACAUUUAGAGUCUAUGAUCUUUUCCGUCGCUGUCAUGUCAGCCAGUCAGGACUAUCGCAAGCGGAAGCAAGCUUGGGAAGACACGGAUAUCACCGCCACAGAAUGCGCCCUGCAUUUCUGCACCAAUGUCUACCAGUCCGUCGUUGAACAAAACGUGCUCAAGGAGAAGGUUCUCAGUUCCCGCUCUACAAGAAACCCGGACUCUUUCUUAUCAAACUGGUUAACGAACAACUUGGCUGCGACGAAAUAUUUCAACACAUUUAUCAACCAUUCACUCUACAUCGGCUUCUCUGAUGCACCCCGUUCAGAUCUACAACUUGUGAUUUCCCGGGAGGAAUACUACGCCGACACUGGCUUGAUAAUAGACGACGAUUUACGGUUCAACAUCUCAAACAACACCGUUGGAAGCCUCAUAGACUGGCUGGCAGUGAGAUUAUCGGGUCAUAGCGACUCCGCAUCUUUGGACAAGCCCGGAAUGCCAACGCUGCUCAAAUACCCCUUACCUCUUUGCAUGCGCACCAGCAACACGCCAACCGAGAUCAUCAGUAGCCUGGCAGCUUCGCAGAACAUCUCAAGAACAUUCGAAAUGGUCGCUGCCAGCCUGACGAAAUGGAUCCGAAACCGUUCUCUCGAAAGUAGCCCACAUCACGGAAUAACAAAGCAAUGGGUGAUCAAGAUCAGGGUGAACUGGGCAUUCUUGUCACUGCCCAUGGGCUCCUUAUUAGGAGGUUGCAUCUUCUGCCUGCUUUCGAUACGGGAGACGCGAAAACUGAGCCUUCCAGCUUGGAGGGGGAGCUCGCUGGCGACGCUAGCCCACGGCCUCGAUGUGGAGUCUAGGGCAUUCUUGAGGGAGGCAAGCGACAGCUCUCGUAUCGCUGCCCAGGCUCGAACUCUGGAGGUCAAGUUUGUCGACUCUGAAGGCGGACCGGAGCUGGUUCGUGGAGCCAAGACUAGCAGGCCUGCUCAUGAUUCUGCUUGA